CCUCCCCUCCCUUAUAUAUAUACAUACACAGACAAUGCCACCUUCUCCAGCUGCGACUAUCCUCCUAUACCUGUUCUUUAUAUUCAUCAUCCUCAUCCUUUUGCAUCGAUCCUUCCUCAGCUAUGGUUGUUCCUUCUUCAAAUUCCAUGAGAACCAAGAAAACAAAUGCCGUGAGAAUUCCGACCGUGGACCUUUCCUUGGAAAGGUCAGAGUUAUUGGAAUUGGUGAUAAAGGCCUGCGAGCAAUAUGGUUUCUUCAAGGCGGUGAACCACGGCGUGCCGGAGGAGGUCAUUUCCAGAUUGGAAAAUGAAGGAAUUGAAUUCUUUUCCAAAUCCACCUCAGAGAAGCGACAGGCUGGUCCGGCCGCACCGUUUGGUUACGGUUGUAGAAACAUAGGCCCCAAUGGCGACAUGGGUGACCUCGAGUAUCUUCUUCUUCAUACAAAUCCUCUCUCCAUCUCUGACAGAUCCAAAACAAUCUCCAACGACCCUAACAACUUCAGUUGCGCAGUGAAUGAUUACAUAGAAGCAGUGAGGGAGCUGGCUUGUGAGGUGGUGGAGCUAGUGGCGGAGGGGCUGUGGGUCCCAGACAAGUACGCGGUGAGCAAGCUGAUCAGGGACGCGCAUAGCGACUCGGUGCUGAGGAUCAAUCACUACCCUCCUACCAAGAGCAGCAGCAAGUGGGAGCCAUCGAUUGGGUUCGGGGAACAUUCUGACCCUCAGAUCCUAACGAUCCUACGGUCCAACGAGGUCGGUGGACUCCAGAUCUGCACGCAGGAAGGGCUGUGGAUCCCAGUGGCCCCGGACCCCACCGAGUUCUUCGUCAUGGUGGGCGAUGCCCUCCAGGUGAUGACGAAUGGGAGGCUGAGGAGCGUGAGGCACAGAGUGAUGAGGAGCACGAUAAGGAAAGGAAGAGUGUCGACGAUGUACUUUGCGGCGCCGCCGCCGAGCUCGUGGAUAACUCCGCUGCCGAAGAUGGUGUCAGCUCAGAGGCCGAGCGAGUACAGGCCCUUCACCUGGGCUCACUACAAGCAAGCCGCCUAUUCCCUCCGCCUCGGCCACUCUCGCCUCGAUCUCUUCCGUGCAAAACAUCCCCUCCUUCUAUAGCACUUUUCCCAUCUCUCUCUCUCUCUCACAUUCUCUCUCCGUGUAUUUUUAGGCCUGUGACUUAUAAUUGUACGUAUAUAUUUUUUGUAAUUAAUAUUAUAACAGAUAUUUCCCUCACAAAGACCACCCCGUCUUAAUUACUCUCAUGCUCUUCUUAAUUCGAUCAACUUGCCAAAUACAUUCUUCACAAUUCACUAGUUUGAUCAAUUAUGAAAUUACAGUGACGAAAUUAAAAUGAUUUAAUUCAG
This is a messenger RNA of Prosopis cineraria, 1354 nucleotides long. Its product is annotated as gibberellin 2-beta-dioxygenase 2. NCBI's taxonomy places the organism in Eukaryota, Viridiplantae, Streptophyta, Magnoliopsida, Fabales, Fabaceae. Gene Ontology annotation, biological process: response to light stimulus; gibberellin catabolic process. The record is from RefSeq and is a predicted model, not a curated record. Bases 123 to 1106 code for a protein of 327 amino acids. The transcript is spliced from 3 exons.